Messenger RNA from Cyclocybe aegerita, 1797 nucleotides. Lineage: Eukaryota; Fungi; Basidiomycota; Agaricomycetes; Agaricales; Hemipholiotaceae. The record is from the annotation of a GenBank genome assembly.
AUGUCUUUAUGGCUUCCUCGUCCUGGCCCAGCCCUUGUCUCUCGCUCCUAUAGUCGCUCUAUCUAUACCUACCGCUCACACCUAAUUCUCAGAUGCGCUCCCCGCUCCUUGCCCCACCGCCCACUCCCCGUCCUUCUCCGCUACCAAAGCUCGGUCGCUCCUCAACCGCCAUCUACGCCGUCCGACCCCAAACAAGGUCCUCCCGCGGUCCCGACUGAGCCACUCUCAACUCGCGUGUGGAAGAAAGUCAAGCAUGAAGCCCAACACUACUGGCACGGAUCCAAGCUAUUGGUCUCAGAACUGAAACGCACAACGCAAGACUUGCUGCGACUUGUGCCCUUCGCUGUCUUCAUCGUCGUACCUUUCAUGGAGCUUCUGCUCCCUGUCGCUCUGAAACUCUUCCCGAAUAUGCUCCCGUCCACUUUUGAAGACAAAUAUUCGGCCGAAGAGAAACAACGCAAACUACUUCGGGUCCGCCUGGACAUGGCCAAAUUCCUUCAGGAAACUCUCAGAGAGUCUGGUCUCAAAGCGAACGCGCAUAUUGUCGGCAGCGAGGCUUUCAAAGAAUUCUUCCGCAAGGUUCGGUCAACCGGUGAAUCGCCCUCCGCCGCGGACAUUAUCAACGUAGCCAAGCUCUUCGAUGACGAUCUAACGCUUGACAAUCUGUCUCGGCCACAGCUAGUGUCGAUGUGUCGCUACAUGGGUAUAAACGCAUUCGGAACGGACAACUUUUUGCGAGGCGCCAUCCGAGCUCGACUCCUCCACCUGCGGCGUGAUGAUCAGCUCAUUGACGCGGAGGGUGUAGACGAGUUGUCCACUUCAGAGCUGCAGGCCGCUUGUCAGUCGCGCGGAAUCCGGACCACGGGGAUCUCCCCUGCCCGGUUGCGCGAGGAGCUCACGACCUGGAUAAACCUGCAUCUCCAUAACCGCGUUUCAGGCGUGCUCUUGAUUCUGGGCAGGGCGUUCAACUUUCACAAGAAGCCAGGCGAUGACGAGGACGGCAAGACGGCUGUCAUCUCCAGUCUGGAAAGUGUGCUCUGCGGAUUGCCAGAUAAUUUGCUCAAUGAAGCUGAACUGGAGGUCGACUCGGAGAAGGCCAGCUACAAGCAGAAACUCGAAGUCUUGCAACAGCAACAAGAGCUCAUUGACGAUGAAGCCGAGCAAGAACAGAAAGAGGAAGAUGCUCGUCGUGCUAAGAGAGAAGCUGCUGAACUGGAGGCCCAGCUCGCUCAAUCCCUUCUCCCCGAUUCAGAGUUGAUGCCAGAGACAACUGAAACUGAAAAUGCUCGCAUGACCACCGAACAGCUCAACGAGCUCGCCGAUGCACUCCUCAUUCUGUCUUCGAAGUCCAGUGUCCUCAAGGAACGUGAUGAACUACGUGCACUCAUGGAAGAAAAUCUGCAGGCUGAGGAGGAUCCCAAGUCUCCUUCCGGUGCUUUGACGAAGAAGAUACGGACCAUGUUGACCAAGAUCGAUACACAGCUGCAGGAAUAUGACAGCCGAGUUGGUAGCUCUCUCCAACUGAUAUCGGCUGACCCCCAAGGCCGUAUCUCGGUUCAAGACCUGGAGAAGGCGUUGGCCGUCAUCAAGCAUAAGCCAGAUGACGAGGUGGGACAGGCAGUGGUCCAAAAACUGGAUGUCGAUAAGGACGGCUUCGUGGAGCUGGAGCACGUUCUAGGUCUUGUGAAGGAAGAGGGUCUUGGCAUUGUACUGGAUGAUGAAGCACAAUCCAUCAUCGGCCAAGGACAUGAGAUCAAAAACUCCAAGCCUCGCAAGGAGGACAUUGUGCAAGAGUAA